AUGAUCACCUUUGUGAUUGCUACCGUAUUCUGCUCACUGAUGGCAAAAAUCAUGGUCACUAGAUACUUUUUUGAUUAUCCAGUUGUUAUCCUAAUGAUGCAAUCUGCUGCUACUCUAUUCUUCAUUGAAGUUGCCAGGGUCCUCGGUAUUCUUAAAGUUGCUCCAUAUUGUUUUGAAAAGGGACGUCACAUUGUGAUUCCUUCAAUUCUGUAUACAAUCUCACAGUGGAUUACUGUAGCUUCAUUUGAAGGUAUAGCAAUGCCAAACUUUGAUUCUGUUAAAAGAUUCACUCCAAUUCUGAUUCUGAUUGGAUUGGCUGCUCGAAGCAGACAACAAAAGGUUGAUCAAAACAGAACAUUUAUUAUCAUCGGAUUGUCGAUUGCCUCGGCAUUCGCCGUGAAUCUGGAUUUUUCUGUCGACAGAUAUUCUUUGAUGUAUGGAAUGGUUGGAGCAGUUCUGCAAGCAACUGCUCUUAUUCUAUUCGAGGAACAUCUUCAAACUUAUAAUUACACAGAGGUUCUUUACAUGCAUUCGUUCAAUUCUCUCGUUUUCUAUCUUCUUGCUGAUAUGGUCAGAGAUGAGCUUCGUGACGCCUUCAUGUACAUGAUAACCUCCGCCCACCCACUUUUCAUCAUUGUUUUUGCGAUCUCAAUGCUUUCUGGAGUCCUUUUCCAUUUCACUGCUUUCUCCUGUCUCGAGAAAAAUGGAUCGUUGAAUAUGCAAAUUGUCUCGAAUAUUCGCGCAGUUUUGGAGACAUUCUUUGCUUACUAUCUGUCGAUUUAUCUAUUCUACGAUGUCUAUCCAGGAGUCUUGAACUGGGCAUUCCUUGCAAUCACUCUUGUAGCAGCGAGAGCUCUAAUCACUCGCGAUACUGAACCGGAAAUCGUUAAAGGACCAUGGAUGACAAAGGCCUAA
Messenger RNA from Caenorhabditis briggsae, 915 nucleotides. RefSeq names its product Protein CBR-BUS-12 (gene Cbr-bus-12). Lineage: Eukaryota; Metazoa; Nematoda; Chromadorea; Rhabditida; Rhabditidae. The coding region runs from base 1 to 915 and encodes 304 amino acids. The transcript has 7 exons. The record is from RefSeq and is a predicted model, not a curated record.